AUGCUCGCACACUCGGCGUUCUUAUCGACACUACUCGUUUAUGCCGUAACCUUCGGUAGAGCUGUCUCCAACCGCACGCUGGUCACGAUAUCUUAUCGUGGGACCCGACUCGACAUCCGUCAUGUACCGAGUAUGAUGGCACAGGUCGUAUCUGCUUCUGGUGGAAGAACAUACACUCUCACUCAAGAUGAUCGUAAGUGCGAGCGAUGUUUCGCACAAGAUGGUAUGGUAUAUGACUUGAAGGCGAUAGGGAUCCAGAUUGUAGAGUCUAAAUGCUCAGUUGGUCAUAGUCAGAUUCUCAACUACUUGAGGAAGGCCGAAGAUUUGCUCGGCAUUGAAUUUGAGUGUGAGCCCGACUCUGGGGUCAGUCUGAUCCCGACUCCCCCGUCACAUACGGCCCAAAGAUCUCCCAUAAUUACCACCAGUUGUACUGGUGGCAAUCCUUUUCUCGGUACCAACGAUCCCGCCUCCUCCUGCCAGCGUAACCUCGAGGUUAUCCGCCUAGGGGCUGCCUGGGAAGCGGCUCGCUCAGCCGGACGGGAGCUGAAGGAUGUCGUGUUGGCCAUCAUCGAUAGUGGUGUUGAUAUGACUCAUCCUGAUCUGGUCAAUCAAUUCUGGAGGAACCCAUCUGACAACUCUAUCGGCUUCAACUUCAUAACGAACACUACUAAUGUUACUGAUGACUACGGCCACGGUACUCACUGCGCCGGGAAUGCAGCCGCUGAGACUAAUAAUAGCAUCGGUAUUGCAGGAGUGGCGAAUAUCGAUGGAUCGAUGACUCAUGUGAAGCUGAUGAUAUUGAAGUUCAUUAACUCUGAAGGAUUUUACCUGGUCAGUGACGCAAUGAGGGCUCUCAACUUCGCGAUUGAGAAUGGGGCUACAGUGUCCUCCCAUUCAUAUGGUGAUCGUUCCACAAGCGAGCUCGAAAAAACUGGCUUCAAGAACGCCGCUGCUGCUGGCCAUGUUACAGUUGUUUCUGCUGGUAAUAACGGAGCUAGAAUAGAGAAUAAUCCACAUUAUCCUUGCUCCUUUGCGCCAGAAAUCCCAUCUAUGCUCUGUGUCGCUGCCAGUACUUCUAGCCCAACCGAAACCGUCUCUCUGGUUGAUUUUUCGAAUGCUGGCUCGUUUACAAAGGUGGCCGCUCCCGGUGUUUAUAUCUAUUCGACCAUGCCAGGAGGGUCAUACGGUUAUAAGAGUGGAACAUCGAUGUCGGCCCCCACUACUGCCGGUGUCGCGGCUUUGCUGGCUACCCUGGGUCUCAAAGGCCAGGAUAUAACAGACACUAUCAUAAAUUCUAGGACAGCCGGUAUACCUAAUAAGUUUAACCUAUCUGAUAUCGGAGAACUGGAUGUUCUCAAGGCCGUUCAAAUGGCUCUUACACAGGUGCUUAGCCGCUCCCUCCAGAAUGAGUAG
Perkinsus marinus ATCC 50983 is the source of this 1413-nucleotide messenger RNA. RefSeq names its product Intracellular alkaline protease, putative. Gene Ontology annotation, biological process: proteolysis. The record is from RefSeq and is a predicted model, not a curated record. NCBI's taxonomy places the organism in Eukaryota, Perkinsozoa, Perkinsida, Perkinsidae. The transcript has a single exon. Gene Ontology annotation, molecular function: serine-type endopeptidase activity. Bases 1 to 1413 code for a protein of 470 amino acids.